AUGAGCGCCCCUUCAAACCGAAACGUUCCUGCGGAGGGUAUCCCAUACUUCACCCCAGCUCAAGUGCCGCCAGCUGGAACAGCCGAACCUGACGGCGCGCAGACGCUCCCCAUUCUAUUUCAACCACUGCAAAUUCGCGGGGUACGGUUCCCUAACAGAAUAUGGCUGUCUCCUCUCUGCCAGUAUUCUGCCCAGAACGGUCUCCUCACCCCAUGGCACCUCGCUCAUCUUGGAGGAAUAUUUACCAGAGGUCCUGGCCAUACUAUGGUCGAAGCCACCGCCGUUCUGGCCAACGGACGAAUCACCCCAGAAGACUCCGGCAUCUGGUCAGAUGAGCACAUCGCGCCGCUCGCCAAGAUCGUCACAUUUGCUCACUCACAGGGGCAGAAGAUUGGCAUCCAGCUCGCACACGCCGGACGAAAGGCGUCGACGGUGGCGCCCUGGAUAUCGGGCGACCCGACUGCAUCGAGAGAGGUUGGUGGUUGGCCCGACGAUGUCUGGGCGCCAUCUGCAAUUCCAUACCAGGAUAAUUACCCUCACCCCAAAGCCCUGACAAAGGAGGGUAUAAAGGAAGUUGUGGAUGCUUUCGAAGCUGCGGCGAAGCGCUCACUGAAAGCUGGGUUUGACGUUAUUGAAAUACAUGCUGCUCAUGGAUACUUGCUGAGCGAGUUUCUGAGUCCUAUGAGCAACAAAAGGACAGAUGAAUAUGGUGGAAGCUGGGAGAACCGAGUCCGCAUUGUUCUGGAGAUCGUUGACAGGGUCAGAGCCAUGAUUCCGGAAAGCAUGCCACUGUUUUUGAGAAUAUCUGGGACUGAAUGGUUGGAAACUGUCUUCCCAGAUGAACCUUCUUGGAGAUCAGAAGAUACAGCACGUUUGGCGCCUAUACUGUUUGAACACGGCGUCGACUUACUUGACGUCUCGUCGGGUGGGAAUCACCCGAAGCAAAAUAUAAUCAGCUCAGCAGGGUAUCAAUCCAACCUCGCAAAAGACGUCAUGCGCGCUAUCGGGGCUACAUGCGCAUACCCUUCAGGAGAGUCGGACGCCGCCGCCACCGAUACGAGCAAACUGUCGCGCCUGAUUGUCGGGACAGUUGGCACAAUCACUUCUGGAACACAAGCAGAAACUUUGCUUCAGGGGGGCUUUGCGGAUGUCGCGAUUGUUGGGCGACAAUUUUUGAGGAAUCCGGGAACGGUUUGGGCAUGGGCGGAUGAACUUGGAGUUGUUGAUGUACGACUUGCUAACCAAAUCGGGUGGGGAUUUAAGGGAAGAGGUAAGAAGACGCACGUUGGGAAAGAGGAUCACGGCGUAGACACGGGGAAGAAAGAUUUGAAAAACUAA
Molecule: messenger RNA, 1338 nt
Organism: Psilocybe cubensis
Lineage: Eukaryota; Fungi; Basidiomycota; Agaricomycetes; Agaricales; Agrocybaceae
Product: NADH:flavin oxidoreductase
Exons: 4
Coding region: 1-1338 (445 amino acids)
Cellular component (GO): intracellular anatomical structure
Molecular function (GO): NADP binding; NADPH dehydrogenase activity; FMN binding
Source: RefSeq, a predicted model, not a curated record